This is a messenger RNA of Syngnathoides biaculeatus (alligator pipefish), 2274 nucleotides long. RefSeq names its product engulfment and cell motility 3 (gene elmo3). The record is from RefSeq and is a predicted model, not a curated record. Gene Ontology annotation, biological process: actin filament organization; cell motility. NCBI's taxonomy places the organism in Eukaryota, Metazoa, Chordata, Actinopteri, Syngnathiformes, Syngnathidae. The transcript has 21 exons. Bases 114 to 2261 code for a protein of 715 amino acids.
AGAACAGAGCGCUGCAAAUGUCCCUCGCUGCGAGGGCAACGGUUCCAGCGGGAGAGAAGCCCCCUUCGAACGUUCUCUAAUCAGUUAUCGUGGCGGAUUCCAGAGGUGCCAAAAUGCCGCAGCAAAAAGACAUAGUGAAAAUAGCCAUCCAGAUGCCGGGGGCUUACCCCCAGCUCAUACGACUUGACCAGAAAAAGCCCCUAUCUGCAGUUAUAAAGGAGGUCUGUGAUGGCUGGAAUCUCCCAGGUCAUGAAAACUAUGCGCUUCAGUAUGCUGACGGAGUGCAGACAUACAUCACUGAAUCGAACCGUCUGGACAUUAAGAACGGCUGCAUUCUGCGUCUGACUAAGGCACCGGGGCGAUGUGCCGAGGACUUGUUUAAGGGCAUCCAAAGCAUGGACCUGGGAGUACGCUGCGAUUCGUUGAAGCAACUCGCCACCGUUUCCACAGACGUGACUUUCGCGCAGGAGUUCAUCAGCCGAGAUGGACACCUCCUAUUGGUCAAGAUAGUGGAGGACUCAAGCGAGAGUGUUCUGAUCAUGACCCACACACUGACAGCAUUCAUGGAGCUGAUGGAUCACGGCAUAGUGUCCUGGGAGAACCUCUCAUCGGUCUUCAUCGAGAAGAUAGCCUGUUAUGUCAACACCAAAGUGGCUGAUGCAUCCAUCCAGCAGGUGUGCUUAGACAUCCUGGAGAGCAUGGUCCUCAGCAGCCACAGCCUUUUCAUGCAGGUCAAACAAGUGGUGACCAUGGAGAGGCUCAUUGCUCACCUCCAGAUGACUAAUCAGCAGAUCCAAACCAAAGCUAUGGCUCUUCUUAUGGCUCUGUUGCAGACAGCCGGGGAUGCCGACAGACAGGAAAUGUUUGCAUACCUGAAUAAGAAGAAUCUACGUCAGUACAUUUACAAGAAUAUCAUCCACAGUUCUGGUUCAGUCCAGGAUGAGAUGGCCCACUACCUCUACGUCCUGCAAUCAGUGACGUUGAAUCAUUUGGAGCCACGGAUGAGGACUCCACUGGACUGUUACAGCCAGGAGCAGCGAGACAUCCUUCACAGUCUGCGGCAGGCGGCUUUCGAGACAGAGAGUGAGAACAGCCUGAGUCACGAGAGGCGACGUUCUCUCUGCGCCAAAGAGUUCAAGAAGUUGGGUUUCUCUAACAAUAGCAACCCUGGUCAGGACUUGGUGCGAACGCCUCCGGGCCUUUUAGCAUUGGACACCAUGUUUUAUUUUGCUGCACGCAAUCCUGAUGCCUACAGCAGGUUUGUCCUGGAGAACAGCAGCAGGGAGGACAAGCACGAGUGCCCUUUCGCUCGGAGCAGCAUCCAGCUCACGCUCAUCCUGUGUGAAAUCCUUCGCAUCGGAGAAGCCCCAUCAGAGACAGGCUCAGACUACCACCCAAUCUUCUUCAGUCAGGACCGACUGCUGGAGGAGCUUUUCUGCGUGUGUAUUCAGCUGCUCAACAAGACAUGGAAAGAGAUGAGAGCCACACAGGAAGACUUUGACAAGGUGAUGCAGGUGGUGAGGGAGCAGAUCACACGCACGCUGUCCACUAAGCCGACUUCCCUGGAGCUCUUCAAGAACAAAGUGAACGCUCUCAACUACAGCGAGAUCCUGAAACUGCGGCAGACAGAGCGACUGCACCAGGAAGAGACUCUGGCGCCGCCUGUUCUUGAACUGAAAGAGCGUCUGAAGCCUGAGCUGCUCGAGUUGAUCCGUCAACAAAGGCUCAACAGGCUGUGUCAGGGGACCAUGUUCCGGAAGAUCAGCAGUCGGCGCAGACAGGACAAAUUGUGGUACUGUCGUUUGUCGCCCAAUCACAAAAUGCUGCACUACGGCGACAUGGAGGAGGACUCGGAAACGCCACCCAUCGAAACGCUGCAAGAAAAAAUCCCGGUUGCAGAUAUCAAAGCUCUGCUGGUGGGCAAAGAGUGUCCUCACAUGAAGGAAAACAAAGGAAAGCAGAACAAGGAGGUGUUGGACCUGGCGUUUAGCAUCACCUACGACGUGGAGGAGUACAGCCUCAACUUCAUCGCCCCCUCAAGGACUGAUUUCUGCCUGUGGACGGACGGACUGAGCGUCCUCCUGGGCCGGGAAAUGAGUAGCGAAUCCAUGCGCAGCGAGUUGGACAUCCUCCUCUCCAUGGAGAUUAAGCUUCGCCUGCUGGAUUUGGAGAACAUCCCCAUCCCGGAGAAUGCGCCCGUGGUCCCCAAACCACCGAGCAACUACAACUUCUGCUACGACUUUAGUCAAACUGAGCAGUAGAGGGCGUGACACC